Molecule: messenger RNA, 513 nt
Organism: Drosophila virilis
Lineage: Eukaryota; Metazoa; Arthropoda; Insecta; Diptera; Drosophilidae
Source: RefSeq, a predicted model, not a curated record
AUGAUAGUGUAUAGGUCCACAAAUAUAGAAUGCUUUCCCGAUCCCGCAUUCGCGGUAAACUCGACAUGUCGCAUAAGGGCCGUUAAUUGGAAUAAAGCAGUUGCCCAAAUGGACUGUGAUCUCAUUACACCUUUGGCAAACACAUCGGUGCAAUUAGAGCUUUUUAAGAAGAGCGACAACAAUCGAUAUCAUCCCUUUCUGGUCAACGUGACCGUGAAUAUGUGCGAUGUCAUAUCCAAAAGGAAUUUCAUGCCAUACGGAACGAUAUUUUGGAAAAUAAUCAAGGAACACACGAAUGUGAAUCACAGCUGUCCAAUUAGGCCGGGGCAUCUAAUAGCAAGAAAUCUGUACAUUGACGAAAGCUUUCUGCCCAGAUUCCCUUUGGGCUUCUAUAAAAUUUCUAUUAAACUCUUAGAAACCUACAUGGACCAUCCCAAAAGAUCCGUUGGCAUUAUAAAGUAUUAUUUUCAAGUUAAACAAAUGGUCAAAGCAAAGAAAAAGGGACAAGAUUAA